CCAACCCGCCUCGCCAGGGACUCGCGCGCCCCGGCCUGUGUUCUCCUGCGCGCAGUGGACGCCGGAGCCGGGAACCGCCGCCGGCCGGGCACCUGAGCAGGAGGAGCCGCCGCCCCAGCGCAGAUGUUACGGCUUACGGUAAACUCCUGAGACCUCCCAGGAGUCUUCCAGCAAAACCAAAGGAAAAGAAAGUGUCCUGAAAAAUGGCUGAUGAUAUUGAUAUUGAAGCAAUGCUUGAGGCUCCUUACAAGAAGGAUGAGAACAAGUUGAGCAGUGCCAAUGGCCAUGAAGAACGCAGCAAAAAGCGAAAAAAGAGCAAGAGUCGGAGUCGGAGUCAUGACAGGAAGAGGAGCAGAAGUAAGGAACGCAAACGAAGUCGUGAUCAUGACAGGAAAAAAAGCAGAAGUCGGGAAAGGAAGCGCAGCCGAAGCAAAGAACGCAGACGUAGCCGUUCUAGAAGCAGAGAUCGCAGAUUUAGAGGCCGCUAUAGGAGCCCAUAUUCUGGUCCAAAAUUCAACAGUGCCAUCAGAGGGAAGAUUGGUCUGCCUCACAGCAUCAAAUUAAGCAGACGGCGCUCCAGAAGCAAAAGUCCAUUCAGAAAAGACAAGAGCCCUGUCAGAGAGCCAAUUGAUAAUCUAACCCCUGAAGAGAGAGAUGCUCGAACAGUAUUCUGUAUGCAACUAGCUGCAAGAAUUCGGCCAAGAGACUUGGAAGAAUUUUUCUCUACUGUAGGAAAGGUUCGUGAUGUGCGAAUGAUUUCUGAUAGAAAUUCCAGACGUUCUAAGGGAAUUGCUUAUGUAGAAUUUGUUGAUGUUAGUUCAGUGCCCCUGGCAAUAGGACUAACUGGACAGAGAGUUCUGGGGGUACCAAUCAUAGUACAAGCAUCACAGGCCGAGAAAAACAGAGCAGCAGCAAUGGCCAAUAACCUACAAAAGGGCAGUGCUGGUCCUAUGCGACUCUAUGUAGGCUCAUUACACUUCAACAUAACAGAAGAUAUGCUUCGUGGAAUCUUUGAACCAUUUGGCCGAAUUGAAAGCAUUCAGCUGAUGAUGGAUAGUGAAACUGGACGCUCCAAAGGAUAUGGAUUUAUAACGUUCUCAGACUCGGAAUGUGCUAAAAAGGCCUUGGAACAACUGAAUGGAUUUGAGCUAGCUGGCAGGCCAAUGAAAGUUGGACAUGUAACUGAACGCACAGAUGCGUCGAGUGCCAGUUCAUUUUUGGAUAGUGAUGAGUUGGAAAGAACUGGAAUUGACUUGGGAACAACUGGUCGCCUACAGUUGAUGGCAAGGCUUGCAGAAGGUACUGGUUUGCAAAUUCCUCCAGCUGCGCAACAAGCUCUGCAGAUGAGUGGCUCUUUAGCAUUUGGUGCUGUGGCAGAUUUACAAACACGACUUUCCCAGCAGAGUGAAGUUCUGGCUGCAGCUGCUUCUGUACAACCACUUGCAACACAGUGCUUCCAGCUCUCCAAUAUGUUUAACCCUCAAACUGAAGAGGAGGAUGGCUGGGAUACAGAAAUUAAGGAUGAUGUGAUUGAAGAAUGUAAUAAACAUGGAGGAGUUAUUCACAUCUAUGUAGACAAAAAUUCAGCACAGGGCAACGUAUAUGUGAAAUGCCCCUCAAUUGCUGCAGCGAUUGCUGCUGUCAAUGCAUUACAUGGAAGGUGGUUUGCAGGUAAAAUGAUUACAGCAGCAUAUGUACCUCUUCCAACAUACCACAGCCUUUUUCCUGAUUCCAUGACUGCGACCCAGUUACUGGUUCCUGUUCGACGAUGAAGAUGGAUUUAGUCAGUUUUGUACAUAGUGCUUUUUUCUUUUCUUUUCUUUUUUUCUUUUUGGAGAAAAAUACAGUUAUCUUUUAUUUAGAUAAAACUAAAGGAAAGGGUUUAGUGUCGUUUUGUCUACGCUUCCCGUUACCUUUAAAAAAAUAAUAAAA
Molecule: messenger RNA, 1932 nt
Organism: Alligator sinensis (Chinese alligator)
Lineage: Eukaryota; Metazoa; Chordata; Crocodylia; Alligatoridae
Gene: RBM39
Product: RNA binding motif protein 39
Exons: 18
Coding region: 204-1772 (522 amino acids)
Biological process (GO): mRNA processing
Cellular component (GO): nucleus
Molecular function (GO): RNA binding
Source: RefSeq, a predicted model, not a curated record